Molecule: messenger RNA, 2152 nt
Organism: Andrographis paniculata
Lineage: Eukaryota; Viridiplantae; Streptophyta; Magnoliopsida; Lamiales; Acanthaceae
Product: putative nuclear RNA export factor SDE5
Exons: 12
Coding region: 311-1873 (520 amino acids)
Source: RefSeq, a predicted model, not a curated record
UAGAACUAUAAAACAGACCCGCCUCCCCCUCUUCGGCGCUCAGUCUACGCGGCGGCCGGCGGUUUUUUUUCCGCCGCCUGCUUCGGGCGGACCACGACGUUCUGCUACGAAGGGCGUUGUCUUGGUGGAUUGUCGAAGUGUUGAAUGCGCUUGAUGCAUGCAUAGAACCAUUUCAAAUGAAAACGAGAGGGGAAAUGUUUUGAUGACGUGAUGCCAACGUGGGCAGAUGAAAACUGGCUGGGUGGCUGUUUAUUAAGAAGUUUGAAUUUUAAUCUCUGUUUCUCAACCCUGUCCACUGCAAGAACUCUGGAUGGAUCUAAAUGUACUACAUUUUGGUUCUUCACGCACUGAUGAGGAUGAGAAGAAUUUGAGGAUAUUGCUUGAAGCUUUUGGUUCUGUGGUUUCCCUUGAGGACAUAGCUUCAAUCUACUCUCAAAAUGGUCAGAACAUGCAAUCUACUGCUGAAACCCUCUGUAACAUGCAGGGUGGCAUAGCUGAAACUUCAUCGAGAAAACCACAGGAUAAUGUGGGAAAGGUAUUUUCUGCAUCUCCUCUUUCUGAUACUGUAUUAGAGGCAUCUGCUUCCUCAAAACCACAGGACACUGUAGAAAAGACAUCUUCCUCAAAACCACAGGACAAUGUAGAAAAGACAUCUUUUUCCUCAAAACCACAGGACAAUGUAGAAAAGACAUCUUCUACAUCAACUCUUUCUAAUAGUGGAUCUGAGAAUGAUCAGGUGGUUAAUUCAAAGCCAAAAAAGUGUUCAGCAACAAUUGGAACUGUGUCCAGCAUGAUUGGAAAGGAUUAUGUCAGGCCUAGACCUCAGAAAACAGGAUCGGAUAAGAAGGGAAAACCAGUGAAAUUACAUUUGGGAGAUUUUCUUGCCUCUGAGAUCUGGGAAGAGAAAAAUGUGGAUACUUCUCAUGCCAAAUUCAUGGACAGAGAUAUGCAGGAGUUUAUUUUCAAAAUGCUUGGAGAUGGCUUUCAGCUGGAUAGGAGUGUGAUUCAGGAUGUUGUCGGUCAAUGUGGCUACAAUAUGCCAAUGUGCGUAGAUAAACUUCUCAACCUGUCAACAGCAGCCCCUGUGAAAAGUGAUGAUGCUAUUGGUAUAUCUGCUGGAGAUGUGAAGCCAGCUGCAGGAAGUAUGAAGACUGGUGUCCAAAUGGGAACAAUAUUGCCUCCGGCAGAGAUCGAAAAGAAGAAUAUUGAAAGAGAAAUUUUGAAUGCACUUUUUUGUGCACCUGACAGAACAGAAGAGGACUCCAGUCCAGUUAGACCUGUGCAACAGCCUCUAUCUAGGAUUGUGACCAAACCACCAGAUGAAAUAUUUAUCGAAGAUUUUACUUUUAUUACAAGACAAGCUGUUAACGAGAAAAGUUAUGAAGAAAACCUGAGUAGCUAUGAGGAGUUCCACAGAGUGAAGGUGGAAUAUUGGGAUAGAAUGAAAGAGUGUUACAAAGCUGCUGUGGAAGCAUAUACUAUGGAGGAUUAUGAAAAUGCAAAUGAACUUGUGGAGAAGGGUCACUCAUAUAUGAGGAAGGCCCAAGAAGCAAAUGAUAAAUCUGCUCAAAAGCUUAUUGAGGACAGCGAUGAGGAAAUAAUUUCUUUGAACAUGCACUAUUUGGGGCCAAAGGAUGCUCUACGCCAAAUGAAGCUUAAUUUGACAACCUUUUCGGGUUUGCCAGGUAUUAGCUGCUUAAAGGUUGUAGUUGGCACUGAACCGGGAGAAGCCAAAGACGAACGGAGAAAGCAUCUGAUCACAAAGCUUUUGGAGAAAGAGGGGAUUCCCUGGACAGAAGAAGGGAAUGGACGGAUAAUCACCAUUGCUGUGAAGGAGAUAGAUCCGAGAAACCUUAGCUUUGCAAACAAAUAGCCAGUCUUUCAAAUUCUCUUUCCAUAAGAACUGAUAUUUUGAGGUUUGAUAUUGUCUUCGACAUUCUGUGGCAACAGAUCUUACCAUUUUAUAAUGAGCGGAAGGGAAUGUACAGGCAAUCACCAUCACCGUGAUGUACGUAUCCGAAGAAACCUUGGCUUAGCAAACAUAUAACUAGUUUUUUGAAAUUCCCUUUCCAUAUAAACUGAUCUUUUUGAGUUUUGGACAUUUUAUUACCAUUCAUCAACAAUCACUAAUGGUAGUGCCUUUUUUUGACUA